AUGUCUCACGAUACUGCUGCUGCCCCCCGCGCAGCCGAAAUGAGUCAAUAUGCUCGCGCUGACGAGAACCACGCCGACUCAAUUGUGAAUGAAGAUGAUCGCGAACUGCUGAAGUUGGGCUAUCGCGCUGUUCUGGCGCGUGGUUGGGGAACUUUCGAUAACUUCGCAUGCUCUUUCUCUGCUUUGUAUUGCAUUGGAGGAAUUCGUGUGCUGUUCUAUAUCGCUAUCAGUGGAGGGGGGCCUGCGGCUAUGUGGAGCUCCUGGAUCUCAGGUAGCAUUCUUUCGAUCAUCACCGCCGCUUGUCUCGCCGAAGCUUGUUCCAGCUACCCUGCCGCGGGGUCAAUCUACUACUGGGCAUUCCGAUCUUGGGGAGGUGGACGUGUUGGGCGCUUCGUUUCGUUCCUCGUGGCGGCAUGGACAUUGGUCGCGUGGACGGCUUUUCUUGCAUCGGAUACCUUUGGUGUUGCGAAUUAUCUCGUGUCGGAAAUAGUCGUGUUCAAUCCUUCGACAAGCUUCCCAUACGAUACCUCCGACGUGCGUGCACGGGCCAUUGCUUGGGCAUUCUCGUUGUGUUUCCUGGGAAUCGCAACUUGCUUGAACUUCCUUCCGUCGCGCAUGUACUCCUGGGUAUUCCGUACAGGCGUUAUCAUCAUCGUCAUUGACAUGCUGCUCAACUUUAUCUGGCUCCCCAUUGGCGUUUCGCAAACCUAUGGAUUCCAAACCGCCGAGUAUGUGUUUACGUCGACAUACAAUGGUGGAGACACAACACCAAGUCUGAACUGGGUUCUAUCUUGGUUCAUGACUGCUAGUUGCCUGGUGGGCGAGGAUGCGUCUGGCCACGUUGCUGAGGAGACUGUUUCGGCUAAGAAGGCAGCUGCCAAGGGUGUUUUUUGGGCCACGGUCGCGUCGGCGAUUUGCGGUUUACCUAUCAUCAUUUUGUUCCUGUUCUGCAUGCCACCUAUUGAUGUCUUCUACGACACCAAUGCUCCCCAGCCAUUUAUCAACAUGUAUGCUUUGGCGCUGGGUCCUCGUGCUCACGUCGUCAUGACUAUCGUAUCGAUGGUCGGUGCCAUUCUCAAUACAUCAAUCUCGCUGGUAGCUGCCUCACGACUGGUCUUUGCUGUGGCGCGCGAUGGAAUUUUCCCAUUCAGCCAUGUCCUGUCUCGGGUCUCGAAGUCGAAGCAGCCCCACAAUGCUGUGAUCUUCAUUUCAACCAUUGCUGCUCUCCUUCUUUGCACGCAGCUCCCGUCUCAAGUCGCCUUUUCCAGCUUGAUCUCCACAUCCGCCGCAGGCUCCAUUGCAGCAUAUGGGCUCGUUGGUCUUGGUCGUACUUUUAUCACCCGCAAGUCCUUCCAGCCAGGAUUCUGGGAUAUGGGCAGAUUCGGUCUGAUCGCUGCCAUUGUCACCUUUGUUUGGAAUGGCUUCGCUUUCGCAGUCCUGUGUGCUCCGGAGUAUGCCGACAGCCAGAUUGACAGGGACUCGAGUCUAUUCAACUAUGCGAUCGUUAUCAUGGGCGGUGUCACCAUCAUCGCUCUCGCAGAAUGGUGGCGCAAGUCUAAGGACGAUUGGUUCCAACAUCUUGAGACAUCCGACUCGGCGUCAGAGACUGAUGGUUCCGUCAAGCGCGAGACAAAAGAACCCACCGCAAAUGCUAUGAUGGCAGUUUGA
This is a messenger RNA of Penicillium angulare, 1668 nucleotides long. RefSeq lists its product as uncharacterized. Gene Ontology annotation, molecular function: transmembrane transporter activity. The record is from RefSeq and is a predicted model, not a curated record. NCBI's taxonomy places the organism in Eukaryota, Fungi, Ascomycota, Eurotiomycetes, Eurotiales, Aspergillaceae. Bases 1 to 1668 code for a protein of 555 amino acids. Gene Ontology annotation, cellular component: membrane. Gene Ontology annotation, biological process: transmembrane transport. The transcript is spliced from 2 exons.